CCCGGCUGCGCCCAGCUGUACGGCCCUGCCGUCCCGAGCUCACUCUGCGCCGCGCCGCGCUCUGCUCCGCCGGCUCUGCUCCCCAGGGCCCGCCGUAGGCCCGCCGUAGGCCCGCCGCCUGGCCCAUCAGUGGUGCAAGCUCGCCCCGCUCGCCCCGCCAGUACCGCCCUGCCAGGCCGGCCCCACCCGAGCCAAGCCCGCCCAAGCCCGCCCGAGCACAGCCCCUGCGGCAGCCUUAGCCUGCGGAUCCUGCGGACCUGCGUACGGCCCUCAGCCUCGCCGCACCGCCUCGCCGCGCGCACCGCGCCAACCCGGCCAGUAGCCCGGCCAGCCCGGCCAGCCCGGCCACAGAACCCGCAGGAACCCGCAGGGCUCCGCCAGGGCCGCCAGGGCCUCCCGCCAGGGCCCCGCAGCAAGCCUUUUCGCCUCCUCAGCCGAGCACCACUGCCCCCACCGGCCUGCACUGCCGCGCCCGCCGGCCUCCCGUCAGCACGAAGUGAAGCACGCGAAGCACGGGCGCGCGUGCGUAGCCAGUCAGUAGAGUGCAACAGCGGGGCUCGGAGCCCAGCCAGGCCCAGUCGCGAACCAGUGCUCCUGAAGUGUGUGCGCGCGCGUGUGUGUGUGUGGUUACGAUGGGCGGACCCGCCCCGGAGCCCUUGUGACAGAGGGGUGUUUGAGACGGUGCAGUGUAGUGCGGGAAGUGAGCACCAUGGAGUGCUCGUGCGGCGCGUGCGCCUCGUGCAUCGCGAGCUCGUGCGCCGUGUGCUCGUGCAGCGUGUGUUCAUGCGCGAUGUGUUUGUGCCCGGUUCGUCUGCGCGACACCCCCCAGGGGCCCGCCAGGCCCUGCAGGACGACCCGGUGGCCGCGCUGGGCUACUCGGACGGCCCUGGUGCUGCUACUGGCCGUGGCGUGCGCGCUCGCGGACAUCGCCACCGCGGACGCCACGGCGGACUUGGGCUCUAGUCGGGCCGACGCCGCCCCUGGGUCCACCCCGGGCACCACGGUCAUGUUCAUGGAGGACUACCGCCAGCGCAACGGCACGUCGGCGCGCGGCGGCAGCAGGGAGGUGGACGACGACGUCGAGGAGCUGCACCACGGCAAGGUGCGGCGCCAGCACUCGUCCGAGUACGCCGACGAGGAGGCGGACCGCCGCCACCACAAGGGCCGCGGCGCGCGCAAGCAGCAGCGCCGGCGCCUGCAGGAGCACGGCGACGACGUGCGCCACGUCCUCAUCGACGACAGGCCCAUCCGGCCCGCGGGCCACGGCGGCACGUGCCCCAUGUGCCAGGAGCGCGAGGUCAUCAAGAACUUCUCGCUGGCCGCCAUCAAGGAGCAGAUCCUCCACAAGCUCAACAUGGCGCACCCGCCCAACAUCACGGGCCGGCGGCUGCCGAAGUACGACCACCUCGCCGACCUCCUGGACGCGCAGCCCCGGCGCGGACACUCGCCGGGGGGGCACUCGGCCGGCCACAACCACGGCAUGCUGGGCGACGACCCGGCCGCGGGCAUGUUCCGCGCCGGCAUGGAGGUCUACGAGGAGGAGGACGACUACCACGCCAAGACGGAGAGGAUCAUCGCCUUCCCCCAGAGCCACACCAACAAGGUGCGGCACAGCUACCAGGGCCACAACGUGCUGCACUUCCGAUUUUCGCAAAAGGUGGUCCAGAGCCAGGUGGCCAAGGCCACGCUGUGGGUGUACGUCCGGGGCACGGGCCGCACAAACUACCGACGAUACGAGGACGAGCGUCGUCGCGAGGAAGACGACGACGACGACGACGAGGAGGGAGAGGAGGACGAGGAGGAGGAGCUACCUCCCACCGUGCUCGUGAGGGUCAUGCGGAUGCGCAGGGGCAGCGCCGCUGCCGACGCGUCCGUGCCCUUCGAGCUGGAGUCCACCGCCAAGGUGGAGCAGCCCGAGGGGGACGGAGUCUGGGUCACGGUGGAUGUCAAGAAGAUGGUCGAGGACUGGUUCCGCAGGCCACGCGACAACCUGGGGCUCAUGGUGUUUGCCAGCGCGGGCGCGGACGGCAAGCAGCUCGUCUACACAGACACGAACGAGGAAGACAAUCCAAAGAUGCCGUUCAUCGAGGUGUACCUAAAGGACGGGCGGGCGCGGCGCGUACGGCGCAACCUGGGCCUGACUUGCACGGAGGACGAGGAGGAGACGCGCUGCUGCCGCUACCCGCUCGUCGUGGACUUCGAACUGUUCGGCUGGGACUUCAUCAUCUUCCCCAAACGCUACGAGGCGAACUACUGCUCGGGCGAGUGCCAGUUUCUGUACAUGCAAAAGUACCCGCACACCGCGCUGAUCAACAUGGCCAGCAACAAGACGGGGCCGUGCUGCGGCCCGCGUAAAAUGACGUCCAUCAACAUGCUCUACUUCGACAGCGACCUCAACGUAGUGUUCGGCGUGCUUCCCGGCAUGGUGGUGGAGCGCUGUGGCUGCUUUUAGGGCCUGUUGACUGUGCACCAAAUGGUACAAUCCUCCUAUUUGUGUAGAAAAAAAUACAAAAAAAAGUAGAUUCCAUUAAAUCAGUAAAAUUCAUCCAGAAUAGAUUAGGGAUUAGACGUCACAGCCUUCCUUAAGGGCACAUAUCUAUUGAGUUCUUGGUGUCCCGCAUUUCGAGGAAGCCCCAAAGAAUUCUGUAAAUUAUUUUCUUCGGCGUUCGUGCAUUUAUUGUUUAUACUUUUCUAGUGGGAGGUUGACAGUGUAGAUGAUGAAGAUGUUACGCUCGUCAAUGAUAAGAUAAAUAUAUGUCUAUGCGAUUUAUUUAUAUAGACAGCGAUGGUGGUGAAAGAGAAGAGGAGAAGGGAAUGGAUGAGAUGGGAAUUGUUCUAAAUAAGAUAACAAACAUGGUUACCAAAUCACAAGAAUGGUAAGAUCUCAAUUACGAUGCGUAAAGAGUUUUGUACAUACAUUAGUUCUGUAAAAUGGACGUGGCGGGUGAUUACACACGUUGAUUAGAAGGGUGAAUGGAAAUGAGAGACGUGUGCGUGAGUGUGUGGAAAAGUAAUAAAGAAUAAUGUACGAAUGAGAAACGUAGUGCGUGAAUUCUUCAAGAAGUUGCGUAAGUCUUGGCGGAAAUCUAAAAUAAGUGACAGGUGUGUAUUUGUGAGUGUGUGCGUGUAUGUGUGUGAGUGAGAGAGCGCGUGCAUGUAGAGAGAGGGUGAGAAUGUCGUGUGUAUGAAUGAAAAUGCGUAACUGCUUUUAAACCAAGUACAGCUAGCGCAGAAUGAAGCAGGCUGACACAUCUUGUACAUGAUACCGCAACGUGUUUUGCUCUCUUGCCUCGUCCAAUCAAAUCCGUCCAUUACUGCUUUUUCCCCUUUGUAUUGAUUCGUGCAGUAUCGUGCACAAAGCCCCCGGAGCGCUCGGAGGCCCGGUGAUAGAGCACGAGGGCAAUAAUUAAGUCCAAUGCACUAUUUUAUACCUUUCAUAUAGUUGUUUUGCAAUUUGGCUGAGGAGUCACGAAAAAUUUUCUAUUUACGAAACUGUAAGUCAUACUUAAUUCUUGUAGAACUGUAAAGUAUUAAAAGACAAGCUUCGGGUAAAAAUAUUGUUGGGUGGUGUGUUGUUACGGAUGACGAUGGUGGUAACCCGCUCCUCAGAUGCCAAGUUCCUUGUGGCACUCAAGUAACAAAGUGUUAUCGUAGGUAACAAUUUCAUUGUGAUAUUGUCUGACUUUUAUGAUAGUUAUAAGCAACUGAAAAUUAAACUAGAUCAAUUAUA
Frankliniella occidentalis (western flower thrips) is the source of this 3730-nucleotide messenger RNA. RefSeq names its product growth/differentiation factor 8 (gene myo). Gene Ontology annotation, molecular function: cytokine activity; growth factor activity. The coding region runs from base 710 to 2452 and encodes 580 amino acids. Gene Ontology annotation, biological process: SMAD protein signal transduction. The record is from RefSeq and is a predicted model, not a curated record. Lineage: Eukaryota; Metazoa; Arthropoda; Insecta; Thysanoptera; Thripidae. Gene Ontology annotation, cellular component: extracellular region. The transcript is spliced from 3 exons.